Messenger RNA from Hemicordylus capensis (graceful crag lizard), 1534 nucleotides. It is a transcript of the gene RPA2, whose product is annotated as replication protein A2. The transcript is spliced from 9 exons. The record is from RefSeq and is a predicted model, not a curated record. Gene Ontology annotation, biological process: DNA replication; double-strand break repair via homologous recombination; nucleotide-excision repair. Gene Ontology annotation, molecular function: DNA binding. Lineage: Eukaryota; Metazoa; Chordata; Lepidosauria; Squamata; Cordylidae. The coding region runs from base 176 to 997 and encodes 273 amino acids. Gene Ontology annotation, cellular component: nucleus; chromosome, telomeric region; DNA replication factor A complex.
GAGCGAGGAAGGAAACGGGGGGCGAGGACUGCCUUCUUUUAGGUGCCCAAGGCGUCCAUUGGCUUGUGUGUCGCACGCGCCAGACGACGGGGCGAGGUCGGGGCCAAAAAGCAAACGGGAAAAACCGCCUGAACGAACGCUAUUUCGCGCGCGCUGUCGGCUCUCGUUCUUCGACAUGUGGGGCAGUCACGCUGGCUUUGACGGUGGAUAUGGUGGUGGUGGUGGUGGUGGUGUUGGAUAUACACAAUCCCCUGGGGGGUUUGCAUCGCCUUCUGCGACCCAAGGUGAAAAGAAAUCGAGAUCCAGGACACAGAACAUUGUUCCCUGCACUGUGUCUCAGUUACUUUCUGCUGAGCAGGUGGAUGAUGCCUUCAAGAUCAAAGAAGUUGAGAUUUCACAGGUCAUUAUUGUAGGUAUAAUCAGGCAAGCUGAAAAAGCACCGACGAACAUUCUCUACAAAGUGGAUGACAUGACUGCCGCCCCGAUGGAUGUGAGGCAGUGGGUGGACACUGAUGAGGCUGGCAGUGAGAAUGUUGUGGUGCCACCUGGGACAUAUGUGAAAGUGGCUGGUCACUUGCGCUCUUUCCAGAACAAGAAGAGCCUGGUUGCAUUCAAGAUCAUGCCACUGGAGGAUAUGAACGAGUUCACUUCACACUUGCUUGAAGUUGUCAAUGCACACAUGAUCCUCGGAAAAGGCAGCAUGUCAGCCUCAAUGAAGAUGCCUCCAUCGCUUGCUCCCAUGGGGAUGAGCACGGUAGCGAGCUAUGGAGGAAGUGGUGCCUUGCCAUUGAGGGGACUUUCACAACCCCAGAGUCAGGUUCUGAAUUUGAUUAAAAGCUGCACAACUACUGAGGGGAUAAGUCUUCAGGACCUGAAAUCCCAGCUACAUAAUAUGAAUCUGCCAACAAUCAAGAAAGCUGUUGAGUUUCUGAGCAGCGAAGGACACAUCUAUUCUACUGUGGAUGAUGAUCACUUUAAAUCCACAGAUGCUGAUUAGGUGCCUUUCAGAAGAUGAACUUUUUGAACUGAGUGGGUUUCAGUUUGCGCAAGAAUUGGAUUAUACUGCCCUAUUCAUAACAUAGUCCUCAUGAGCUAUGCAUUCAUGGAAGAUAUCUUCUUUUGUACUUCCCAGAAAUAUUACUUUCAGUUCUGCCUACCCAGAGGGACCUCUGUCAUGCACAAAACUCAGAUAGCUGUCAUGAUACCAAAUGAGCAACUGAAGCAGGUAUGUCAGAAGGCAAAUGGACUUCAUGUGAAGAAUGGUACUCACUCCCAAGUCUGUCUUCCUGUAUUAUUUUUGGUAGCUUUUUGAGCCAUUUUGGAAAUGGAUGUGGCUGUGUGGACUACCAUGACAUGGAAAUGGCAUUUCAACUUUCACACUGAAGCACUCACACGCGCACGCACACACACCCUGCAUAAAGGUAAAGUCAUCCUAACAAAAAUGCUUAGGAUGAAUAGUAACCCUUCCAUGGAGUAGCUUUCUUAUUAUAGGAAACUUUUGAUAACUCAAUAAAGCACCUUUAUUUUGAAGAGA